CGCGCGAGAGACAGGGAGAGCGACGGACAGGCAAACCCUUCCUCCUGGAAGGGAACCAAGGCCGGGAUGGUCACGAGGUCACUGGUACCAACAGCAGCCCAGUCCUGGCGCUGGGUGUGUUUUCACUCAGCCCCCCCUGGGCAAUCAUGAACGGGAGUGCGGUGCCCCUGUCACCGGUAGGGGGAGGGAUGGUGGGAGAACCUGCCUCUCUCCCCUCUCCGGGCUGGCGGGAAUUCUGCGAAGCGCACGCUCGUGCUGCUGCAGUGGACUUUGCUCGUCGUUUCCGGGCCUUCCUUGGCGAGAACCCUCAGUUUGCCACACCAGGAGCUGAAGCUGCCUUCUCGCGCCGCUUUGCUGAGCACUUCCUGGAACAUUUUGAGGCAGAAGUGAGCCGAGCCUAUGCCAGCGACUCCCCACCCCGGUGUGACAUUGCCCCCUUCACCGGCUGCUCCUCUGCACGGGACCUCUCUGAGACUUGUAGCGACUCCUCUGUCGCCUCCCCUGUAGAGCCUCCCGUGGGGCCGCCCUCUGGCCUCUCCAGCAGUCAGUCCCGCAGCUCCGAAGACGUUUCCAGUGUGGCGACGGUGACCGCCACCAAACCGAAGCUGAAGAAGCGUUUCUCCUUGCGCAAUGUUAGCCGCAGCGUCCGAGGCAGCGUACGCGGCAUUCUGCAGUGGAAGACCUCGGCCGAGUCACCCUCUGGUGGCGGAGACGGGGCAGCCACAGGAGCCAACAGUAAUUCCAAUUCUUCAGGGGGUGGUGACUCUGAGCGCUGGACUCACAGAUUUGAGCGCCUGCGACUCAACAAAGCCUCCCCAGCCGCCCUCCGAGUGGAACUGGCCAGUGUGCGGCGUGAGGGCCUACUGAACUACAUUGUAGCGGACGAUGGGUCCGGUGGGGGCAGCCGGACCCGCUGGCAGAAAUGCCGUCUUCUCCUGCGAAAAGCGGGGAAAGGGGAGGGGGAGGGUUACCUCUUGGAGUUCUACAUCCCACCAAAGGCAUCAAAGCCACGGGUCAGCAUCUCCUGCUCCUGCGUAGUGGACGUGCGGACGACGACCCCCCUGGAAAUGCCAGACAAGGAAAACACCUUUGUGCUCAAGCUGUCAAGCUCCUUGGAGUAUAUCCUUGAGACGGUUGACUCGCUGCAGAUGCGCUCGUGGCUGGCAGACAUUCAGGAAUGCAUGGGCCUUGGUGAGAGCACCGACAGUCUGGAGCAGCCGUGCAUGAACCAUUCAGAGAGCAUGCCCAGCCGGGAGCUUCCCAUGGUGCCGAGCGAGAGCAGUGAACAGCUCAGCCAAGGUGCCUACGGCGGACUGAUGGAACGUCCGUCAGCCUCCAUGUCCCCAAGCUCGGUCUCCAUCGCUGCCUCGCACUUUGACUCGAUGGAGCUGCUGCCUCCGGAACUGCCGCCUCGGGUGCCGAUUGACGAAGGGCCAUUUCCCACUGGUCUCCUGCACACGACCUUCCCGGACACCCCCGAUACCACAGGUUCCUUCCUCUUCCAAGGGGAGCCCGACCCAGGUGGAGGAAGUCUUGGUGACACAGAGCACCCCCUCUCCGAAUACCCUUGGUUCCACGGCACCUUGUCCCGUCUCAAAGCGGCCCAGCUGGUGUUGGCAGGGGGAGCCAGCAGCCACGGUGUUUUCUUAGUCCGUCAAAGCGAGACGCGGCGUGGCGAAUACGUCCUGACCUUUAACUUCCAGGGGAAAGCCAAGCACCUGCGCCUCUCCCUUAACGAAGAUGGGCAGUGCCGGGUUCAGCAUCUCUGGUUCCAGACCAUCUUCGACAUGCUGGAGCACUUCCGGGUCCACCCCAUCCCCCUCGAAUCGGGCGGCUCCAGUGAUGUGACGCUCGUCAGCUACGUGGUCGCUUCACAGAGGCUGCACGGCCGGGACCGGGCUGGGAGCCGAGCGCCGGUGUCUGGGUUCAGUGGGGACCCCGACUCGCCCCCCAACCUCAUCUCCAUCCUUGCUGCUGCCUCCGCGGGUGACUGCGUAACCGAACACCUCUCGUAACCUGCCGCCGCCACCUCCGCUCCCCCCAGCUCGGCCUCCUCAUGCACCCCCUGACCAGGGAUUGCUGGAGGCUGAGGGGCAGGUUGAGGAGGAGGCCC
Molecule: messenger RNA, 2113 nt
Organism: Elgaria multicarinata webbii
Lineage: Eukaryota; Metazoa; Chordata; Lepidosauria; Squamata; Anguidae
Gene: SH2B1
Product: SH2B adaptor protein 1
Exons: 10
Coding region: 147-2015 (622 amino acids)
Biological process (GO): intracellular signal transduction
Cellular component (GO): plasma membrane
Molecular function (GO): transmembrane receptor protein tyrosine kinase adaptor activity
Source: RefSeq, a predicted model, not a curated record